This is a messenger RNA of Neurospora tetraspora, 645 nucleotides long. RefSeq names its product Alpha/Beta hydrolase protein. The coding region runs from base 1 to 645 and encodes 214 amino acids. The transcript has a single exon. Gene Ontology annotation, molecular function: serine-type peptidase activity. The record is from RefSeq and is a predicted model, not a curated record. NCBI's taxonomy places the organism in Eukaryota, Fungi, Ascomycota, Sordariomycetes, Sordariales, Sordariaceae. Gene Ontology annotation, biological process: proteolysis.
AUGAGGGUGCAAUAUUUCACGAGCCGAGGGUAUGCGUUCUGCUUCUCCAACUAUACCGGCUCGUCUGCGCAUGGAAAGGCGUACCGCGAGGCACUGCGUGGAGAGUUUGGUAUAGUCGACCGUGACGAUGUGAUCGAAACGGUCCGAUAUCUCGCGAACUCCGGACGGAUUGAUGGUUCUCGCGUCGGUAUCGAAGGCGUGAGCUCGGGCGGCUACUGUGUUUUGCAAUGCUUGACAGGAUUUCCGGACGUGUUUGCCGGAGGAAUCAGCAUGUGUGGCAUCAGCGACCUCAAGACACUAGACGAGGAAACGCAUAAGCUGGAGCUACAUUACCUGCAAACACUCCUGGGGCUCGAAGGCAAAACCGAGGAAGAAAAGUUUGAGCUGUUUCGGGAGCGUAGUCCUUUGUAUCAUGCCCGACGCAUCACUUCUCCAUUGCUACUGAUCCAUGGGGAUGCCGACCCUGUCGUGCCGAUUGCGCAGAGCGAGGAUAUCAGGCAGGAAGUCGAAAGAAACGGUGGAGAUGUCAAGAUGGUCGUUCUCAAAGGCGAAGGACACAUGUUCAGGCACGCUGAUAAUCUGAAGCUGGCGCUGCUGGAGUGUGGGAAGUGGUGGAGGAAGACGUUGCUGGGGAUUAAAAGUUGA